Hibiscus syriacus is the source of this 1639-nucleotide messenger RNA. RefSeq lists its product as uncharacterized. Gene Ontology annotation, molecular function: beta-1,4-mannosylglycoprotein 4-beta-N-acetylglucosaminyltransferase activity. Gene Ontology annotation, biological process: protein N-linked glycosylation; N-acetylglucosamine metabolic process. The transcript is spliced from 2 exons. Gene Ontology annotation, cellular component: membrane. Bases 215 to 1387 code for a protein of 390 amino acids. The record is from RefSeq and is a predicted model, not a curated record. NCBI's taxonomy places the organism in Eukaryota, Viridiplantae, Streptophyta, Magnoliopsida, Malvales, Malvaceae.
ACAACCAAUUCUCUCUCUCUCUCUCUCUCUUUUUGGGUUUCCCUUUUUUUAAGAGUGAUCAUCGCCUGUUGAGGUAACCGUUAGAGAAGGAACAGGGAAUCGGCGGAGAUCGAGCGAGUGUUUCCGGCGGCUCAUCAGCUGGAUUUUGCGGCACUCAGCUCAAAGAUUUCACCUUUUCUUUUGGGUUUUUCUUUUCUUUAUUCCUUUAAGGAAAAUGAUGCGGAUUAUGAAUGAAGGAGGCCAUACUUGUCCUAAGAAAACUGAUGACAUCUGUGGAGAUGUUUGUGGUCAGGGAUCUAGCCGGCUGAGCAUGUCGAGAAUCCGCUGCAUACUGCGUGGCAUCGAUUUGAAAACUUAUAUAGUUCUAUUUGUACUAGUUCCUACGUUCGUUUUUGGUGUGUAUGUUCACGGACAGAAGAUUUCAUACUUCUUGCGGCCGCUGUGGGAAUCACCGCCCAAGCCUUUCCGUGAUAUCCCACAUUAUUAUCAUGAGAAUGUGUCAAUGGAGACACUCUGCAAACUUCAUGGUUGGAGAGUUCGUGAGUUUCCAAGACGAGUAUACGAUGCAGUGUUGUUCAGCAACGAAGUGGAUAUUCUUACCCUACGGUGGCAAGAGUUAUAUCCUUAUGUUACCCAAUUUGUUCUUCUUGAGUCUAAUUCCACAUUUACUGGAAUUCCGAAGCCUAUGAUUUUUGCUAGUAAUCGAGAUCAGUUCAAAUUUGUUGAGCCCCGACUGACUUAUGGGUCCAUUGGAGGAAGGUUUAAGAAGGGAGAAAACCCAUUCGUUGAGGAGGCUAUGCAGCGAGUAGCAUUAGACCAGCUUCUCAAAAUAGCUGGGAUUACUGAUGAUGACUUGUUGAUAAUGUCUGAUGUUGACGAGAUACCAAGCAGACAUACUAUCAACCUAUUGAGAUGGUGUGAUGACAUUCCUCAAGUUCUUCAUCUUCGGCUAAAGAAUUAUCUUUAUUCUUUCGAGUUUCUCGUGGAUGAUAAAAGCUGGAGGGCGUCGGUCCACAGGUAUCAGACGGGUAAAACAAGAUACGCACAUUAUCGUCAGACAGAUGAGAUUUUGGCGGAUGCAGGGUGGCACUGCAGUUUUUGCUUCCGCCAUAUUAGCCAGUUCAUAUUUAAGAUGAAAGCAUACAGCCAUAGUGAUAGAGUGAGGUUUUCUCAUUACUUGAACCUGAAAAGAAUCCAGAGAGUAAUUUGCAAGGGUGCCGAUCUAUUCGACAUGCUUCCAGAGGAGUAUACAUUCAAGGAAAUAAUCGGCAAAAUGGGUCCAAUUCCUCAUUCUUUCUCGGCUGUUCAUCUUCCAUCACAUCUUUUAGAGAAUACAGAUAAAUACAAAUUUCUUUUGCCUGGAAAUUGUUUAAGAGAAAGUGGCUGAUUCUUCUAAGUACUAGGUGGUUUUGGCUAGUUAGAGGCGCUACCGAGGUGACUCCCCACGAUGGGUUCGACUGCGUUGCCUCACUGAGCAGCCUCGUCUUCUACCGAGCUAAAAUGUCCAGUUCCCUGGGAAAAUGAUUGAAGAGUUGUAGGUUUGUACAUAUAACUUAUUUUUGGUUGAUUAUGUGUAGUAUGUUAGGGGAAUUUUGUGGAGACAAUUUAUUCAAUACACGUUUUUAUAUUCCUUUUUUCA